AUGGGUACUGCCUACUGGUUAGAGGAUUUUUCAACAGACGUCGGCGUGGUGAUCUGUUCCAUUUUUGAUGACCCGAAUGAUCUCAUUCGAUUGGCUGCUGUCUCACACGCGUGGAAGCAUUUUGUGACUAGUAAUGGUUUCGUCAAGAAUUUGUUUCUGAAAAAAGCUGAUUUAGCUGAUACCGCCGGUGUCUGUUUUGAAUACAACAAAGAGAGCACAGCUUAUGCAUUACUGAUUAGGGCGAUGGAGUAUGCUAAGCUAUUUGACCUGACCAUUGAAGCAGUUUUGGCCUCUUCCACUCUUUCUCCUGAUUUCAGCAUUCAAAACACCUUACUAUCCAUGGAGAGUCGACAAUGGUCAAGCAAAGGACGAGAAGUGCAAUCUGGAACGGAGACUCUGACUUACAAUAUGCCCGAGUUGUACGUGAGUCUCCCUGGUUCUCCAACAUUCAGAGCACAACGUGUUCGCUUCUUCUUUGGCAGCAACGACGGAACCGGAUUCAAAGAGAAUUAUAGCACAGAGACUUACCAAAUACCCUCGAGUGGUCAGCUGGAGGUUAGGCUCCCAAUGCCUCUUCUUUGCAUCAACAAGCAAAUGGUCCUUGAGCUCUCCGAUUUUGUGGACAAGCACCCAUUUGAAGCACAAUACUACAUACGCGUGUCGAGAGUCCAAAUUCUCGGGGUAUCUCUUGCUGAUAUGUUUAGGACAAGGAUUUCGCCGUCGGGGCAAUUGGUGUUGGAUGCCAUCAGCUACUUGGACCCAAAGAUCAAGAGAGAUCUUAAUUAG
Molecule: messenger RNA, 786 nt
Organism: Eutrema salsugineum
Lineage: Eukaryota; Viridiplantae; Streptophyta; Magnoliopsida; Brassicales; Brassicaceae
Product: F-box protein At4g00755-like
Exons: 5
Coding region: 1-786 (261 amino acids)
Molecular function (GO): protein binding
Source: RefSeq, a predicted model, not a curated record